GCUCAUCACCAACCUUAUCCUUCCUCAGACGGCCAUAGACAACCAAGUCACCCGUAGGGACGCCCCUCCCCCUGACGCUACUACAACGAUCACGUGGGGGUCAUCCUCUCCCUGCCUCCUAUACCAGACAGAAUACUCCACCCCAUCCUCCGCUAUCUCUGCCAGACCCACUAGAUGCAAUCCUACCAUGGACCCUAAUCCACCCACCGCACGACCCGCGCCGCCAGCAAGACGUAAAGGCAGGACAUCCGCACCACCGACAGAUUCGGCUGACAACUCGCCAACACUAGCUGAUGCCGGGCCAUCCUUCAAGGCAAGUGCCUCUCAGGGGCAGGUCUCGCCCGAAGCACCUGAACCACUAAGCACCACAGUCCCUAUGGUAACGGAGCGCCGGCCAUCCGGCAGUAGCAUGGAGGCAGACUUGCUCAGCACCCAGGAGAUGGAGGCAGCCUUCGGGCAGCUGGCAAAGGAAGACCUCCUACUUGCCCUUCAACGAGCAAAGCAACAGAUGGAUCGCCUCGAAGAGGUCGUCUCUUCACAAACCUUGGAGAUCGAGAGUCUGCAGUCGGGCUCCUCGGACUUGUCUGCUCGUCUCUUGGCCUCUGAUACCGAGAGCAAUAGAUUGACACAUCUGGUACAGCAGAGAGAGGCUCGCAUCGAUGAGCUGAACAACGACCAGGCCAGGCUGGAGGAUGAGGUCUAUAGCAAGCUUGGGAUAGUAGAGCGUCUCAAGACGAGGGCCGAUGAGGGGGAGCGCAAGCGAGCAGAAGCAGAACGUAAAUUGGCAGAUGCGCUCCAAAUGGCAGACAAGGAGAGGGAGUAUUUUCAGGACCAAGAAGCCCACCUCAAGGCCGCCAAUGCACGAUUGACGGGCGACCUCCAGACUCUGAAGCAACAAAGAGCGCAUCUCAAGGAGGUCAUCCGAAACGGGCGCGAGGAUGCACAGUCACACCCAGAGGACGGAAGAUCCACGGCAGAUGGACAGGACAAGCAACCUGCUUUGGAGGAUGAGGCUCUGGAGCAGCAGCAGAAUAAUCAGGGCAGCAGUCUUUUGGAAGAAGAACUCGAGCAGCUUCGCAAGACGUUGGCAUCCCAAGACGCUGCUCUGGUGGAAUUGCGAGCGAAGCUGAACGAUGAACGCAACAGAUCCGUCCAGCUGGAGGAAGACAAGAUCGAACUGGAAUCCAUGCUGACCGGCAACACCCUGGAGCAAUUGAUGAAGAGCAAAGCCAGCGGACAGUGGCGUCCCAAUUACCGGAGCGAGACCACAGGCUCAGUUAGUUCUCGCUCCCAAGAUGACACUACUGAUGCCACCUCUGAGAGCCUCAGACCAUGGAGUGAAGAGGCCAGCGAUGCGGCAGUGGUGUCCUCUGGCGAGAUCACAACCACUCCAAAGCCCCGCAUUAUACCAGGUAGUAGCACGCGGGCAGGAGAAGGCGACAAUACAGACGAAGCUAGCAACGUCGAGAAGGAGUUGAACCGACUGAGACAGGAGAACAAGCGUCUGACUACGUAUGUUACGAAGAUUUUGAACCGCAUCAUGUCGAUGGAAGGCUUCGAAAGGGUCUUGGCGGCAGACUCUCUCUCCGCAGACGGCACACGAACCCUACGUGGAACGCUGGACAAGCCUGCGACUCCGAGGCCUACGAUUCUACCUCCUGCCACUGGAAGUACCUCUGCCAAGGUGUUGACCGUAGAGCAGAAGAAGGAGAGGCGACGAAGCUCAGGGCUACUCGGUCUGAGUCGCGCCCGGAGUCCGUUGCUGUCGGCAAGCCCGAACACGGAAGAUGCCCUGACGAUCUCCCCCACUCCGUCCAGCGCCGGCCUGGCAGCACAACCGUCGCAGACGGCGUCGCGCACGUCCUCUGUAGACUGGAAGAGCCUCCGACUACCUUGGUCAUCCGGCGCAGAAGAGAAGACGAACCCAAACUUGAGGCCCUUUGCGCUGUCGACUUCAUCUUCCAGACUCGAAGGACCUGCCAUUGAGAGCAAGAUUCCGAGUCCCAGGCUCCCUGACCUCGAAGAAGAGUACGGUGAUGACGCUGACGAGAUGGAGAGACAGCGAGCCAGAACACUACUGCAGAUGGAGGGUCUGACCGUACCUCCUCAUCAGCUCACGCCAGUCAAUCCCACCGUGCGAACCGCCCCCCCGCCUGCACCAGGAGGCUUCACGAGCUUCCUGUCGCGCAUGAUGACUACAGAGCCUGCGCCAGCGGGCAGCAUUUCGAAGACGACUACGACCUCUGCCACACCUGCGUCAACGAGCGCGGGUCAGAACAAGCAAGACUUGGACAGCAGCGGAAGGCUGACUGAGCCAAGCAAAUCACAAAGACCGCGACGCCCCGUUCGGGGGGAUUCGGCUUCUUCUUCAUCUCAUUCGCUUGGCAGAAGCGACUCGAGCAGUGGGCGCGUGUCUCUCAUUGGUCAUUCCCGCAUAGACUCUGUGGCUGGAGACGAGUCCUAUGCUCUCGCCGGAAUUAUCGACUUGGACAAGAGGGAAGCCGCGGAGGCGCCUGCGCCCGGAUGGAGGACCGCGCUAAAGAGGAUGAGCUUGAUGAGCGGAUCUGAGACGCCUGCGCAGCUGUGAGGUCUGCGCGAGAGCGGCUAUGAGAGAUAUAUACCCGGCUUCGAUCUGGUAAUGAACAUGAUGAUGUCACUCUGAUCCCUGAGUGUGAGUUCCGAAUUGAUCGACGAGAUUUCGGCGAGGGGAUCGUGCCCACUGCGUCAGCCCGCGCGCACCAUAUGCCUCGGUGCCCGGUCCGCAGAGGCCGCCGCUCGGACCCCUUUUCCAAACGAGUGGGCCUGGAACCGCCGCUUAUAAGACAGUGUCGAGGUUAAGGUUUGCUGUGCCAGGUCGGAUAAUCCUACGCCACUGUUCCUGACACCAGAAAUGUCCGAGGCACAAUCAGGUACCAAGAAGAAGGUG
Microstroma glucosiphilum is the source of this 2926-nucleotide messenger RNA. RefSeq lists its product as hypothetical. Bases 188 to 2587 code for a protein of 799 amino acids. The record is from RefSeq and is a predicted model, not a curated record. The transcript has 3 exons. Lineage: Eukaryota; Fungi; Basidiomycota; Exobasidiomycetes; Microstromatales; Microstromataceae.